This is a messenger RNA of Dothidotthia symphoricarpi CBS 119687, 1798 nucleotides long. RefSeq names its product WD40 repeat-like protein. The transcript is spliced from 4 exons. Gene Ontology annotation, cellular component: nucleus; cytoplasm; Rpd3L-Expanded complex. Gene Ontology annotation, molecular function: histone binding. The record is from RefSeq and is a predicted model, not a curated record. Gene Ontology annotation, biological process: regulation of gene expression. NCBI's taxonomy places the organism in Eukaryota, Fungi, Ascomycota, Dothideomycetes, Pleosporales, Dothidotthiaceae. Bases 76 to 1377 code for a protein of 433 amino acids.
CUGCUUAAUCUGCGCUCGCCACCACGUCAAACGCUACUAUCGCGCUGUUCAGAUCUAUACACGCGUGAAAUCAUAAUGGACGAAACAAUGAGUGACGCUCUCGACUCCCGCGAGAUGGAGGAUCAAGAGCAGGUUGAGCACAAGAUCAUCAACGAGGAGUACAAGAUAUGGAAGAAAAACUCUGUCUUUCUCUACGACAUGCUCUAUGGUCGCGCACUCGAAUGGCCCACACUCACCACGCAAUGGCUGCCAGACAAGAAACCAGUGGAGGGCACCAACAUGAGCCAGCAUCGCAUCAUCCUCGGAACGCAUACCUCCAACCAGGCACAAAACUACCUCCAAAUCGCACACUGCGAGAUUCCCGAUUUCCGCGUCCCAGAACUAUCAGAGCUCAGCGAGGAGCGGGGGGAGGUUGGAGGCCAUGGCAACGCGAAGCGACCUUUCGACUUCAAGAUCGUGCAGAAAAUUAAUCACCCCGGCGAAGUCAACAAGGCGCGGUACCAACCUCAGAAUCCAGACAUAAUAGCCUCCCUAUGUGUAGACGGCAAGGUGUUGAUCUUCGAUCGGACAAAGCAUCCCUUACAACCAAAGGGUGAUGCUAUUCAGUUCGAAGCUGAGCUUGUAGGACACAACAGGGAGGGAUUUGGGCUAAGUUGGAGUCCUCUGAGGGAGGGGCAUCUGGUGACUGGUAACGAAGACACAACAGUCAAGACCUGGGAUAUCAAGUCUGGCUUCUCCAAGGGCAACAAGACAAUCAGCCCAACCGCCACAUAUAACGUUCACAGCGCCACCGUCAACGAUGUGCAAUACCACCCCAUCUACGACUUCCUCAUCGGUACCGCGUCCGACGACCUCACCUGGCAGGUGCUCGACACGCGCAUGGCCACGCACAAAAAGGCGCUCUACAGGAAGCUCGCGCACGAAGAUGCCGUAAACAGUAUUGCAUUCCACCCCGAGUUCGAAUCAACCAUGGCGACUGGUUCUGCGGACAAAACAGUUGCCAUCUGGGACCUGCGUAAUUUUGAGAAGCCAUUACACACCCUGGCAAGCCACCGCGGUGAUGUCAUCGGUCUUCAAUGGCAUCCACAAGACGCUGCUAUCCUCGCGAGUUCCAGUUAUGACCGUCGUGUGUGCAUGUGGGACCUCAGCAAGAUCGGCGACGAGCAGACUGAAGAGGAGGCAGAAGACGGGCCGCCUGAGUUGCUCUUCAUGCACGGUGGUUUCACAAACCGGAUCUGUGAUUUUGACUGGAACAAGAACGACCCCUGGGUCAUGAUGGGUGCUGCCGAGGACAAUCAGUUACAGAUCUUCCGUCCCAGCCGCAAACUUGUCGAGCCGCUAAAGAAGAGUGUUAACCAUGGAGAGGUUUCAGACUGAACUGUCCACUCUGGUUCCUGCUAGUUGGCUAACCUGGCGUUUAUAGCGUUAUAGCAGUUCAUCUGGUGGGUCGUCUCAUCGCAUGUCUGGCGGCGAUGGAUCUCGCUCACCAUCCGAGACGUGUACGACCGUGCCAGAACCCACGUCAGCUAGUACGUUGGCUUCGACUAGUUCAGAGGGGUUGGACAAGUUGAGGGUGCUGUGAGUGGACGAUGGAAAGGGAAACAUGGCGUUGGGCGUAGACUUAGUGGAUACGAACGUUCAAAGGUGGUUGGAAGUCCCUACUUGUGCUUCUUCUAGCCAUUUAUUGAAAACAAGUACUACUCAACUCAACUCUUGAAUGGUGCACGACAUGGGGAAAUGAUCUUAUGGUAUUAACUCGCAAGCUUUCUGUUGUUUGUUGUGCGCUAGUAAUAUCGAC